Neodiprion virginianus is the source of this 964-nucleotide messenger RNA. Its product is annotated as E3 ubiquitin-protein ligase hyd-like. NCBI's taxonomy places the organism in Eukaryota, Metazoa, Arthropoda, Insecta, Hymenoptera, Diprionidae. The record is from RefSeq and is a predicted model, not a curated record. The transcript has 4 exons. Gene Ontology annotation, biological process: protein polyubiquitination; regulation of double-strand break repair; DNA damage response. Gene Ontology annotation, cellular component: nucleus. The coding region runs from base 512 to 964 and encodes 150 amino acids.
GUGCGAUCUUCUCUAGGAUUAGAGCACUUCCGGUGUGCGCAUUGUGUGUGCGCACUGUAUAUGCGCAACAUGUCUGCGCAGUGCGUCUGAAAUCAGAUGUAGCGACCGAGAUUGACGAAAAAAUACGAGUUUCGAUGAUGCGGAUUAUCGUAAAUCGAACGGGUACGAGAUGGACAUGGAGACGAAGCUGAGCAAUUUUCUCUCAAUGACACCAAUGAUAAGGAAUAAUGCACUCAUAAUUGGACGAAACGUAGAAUGUCGAUGGGCUUAUAAUAUAUGUCAGCGAUGUUCCUGUUUGUCUAUCCCAAGAUUUCUGUGUUCUCAGAUCUUGUAAAUCUUGGACCGUGCUUGCAACGAUCUUGCGAACGAUCCAUGUUACUCGGCUAGGCGUAUCAUCCCUUGUCGCAUUUACAAGGUAAAUAAACUGUGUAGCUGUAGCUGUGUAGCUUUUGCGCAGCGAAAAAAAUUGUGGGACAAAUACAAGGCGAAAUCUCGCAAACACAGACCCUCGAUGGUCGUCUCGACGGACAUCAGUUACGGGACGCACGUUUGCAUGAAAAACAGUCCAAUGUACCAACCGGGAGCGAUCGGCUUCACCAUCGCCAACGGCUUUCCUAAGGUCAGUCAGCUGCUCUUGGCCGCCUGGAACCUCGAUUCAACUUACCGUUUUAAAAUUUUGCCCGCUGGGUCUCUCCACACCGGAGAAUCUGUCGAUAAAUGCGAAUCCAAUGGAAACGCCAGUGCCAGCGGCAGCAGCAAAUCGAACCACAAGGAAACCGCAGAUCAUUUGGACAUGCUGCCGCCUCCUUCGCCGGCCUCGAGCACGUGCAGCGAUACCGGAAGCAUCACCACGAGUCACAAACGCGAGAAAUGUAUGACCCCGAGGAGCGACGGUGAGACGGGUUCGAUGACACCACACCGGCAACGCCAUUGGCCACGGCACCUCAUCAGACGUCGAUAUUGA